GGAGGCAGGGCGGGACGACGACUGAACUCAGUGCAAGAAUCGAACCUCUGUCACAGCCUCGCAUGUGUUAAACUCCGGGUAAAAUAUAUUUAGACUACUUUACCCACUCGCUUAUUUUAUGCGUGUUUAAACGCUCUCAGAGAAGCUUUUUAAUUUGAUUUUACACCGGGAAGUCAGCCUAUACUACAGUAUAAUGUUUCCGGAAAAAGCCGAACGGAGCCGACACCGAGGGUGUAUAUGGACUAAGUGUUAGGGAUGCUGCUCUGUCAGAGAGCAGCCACCGCGGACGGUCAGGGAGCAGACCGCUGGCUUACCGGGAACCGACACUGAAAGGGGAAACCUCGACAGCCCGCCAGCUGAGCGCAGGAUUUACCUGACACCCCUCGCAGUGCUUUACGGACCUUUUUUUCCUUUUCACCUUCGGGGGAUUUAGAGCAAGUGUUGCGGGACUGGAGGAAUUCGGAGACUCUUUCCUAACUGUCUCUAAUCUUCGGACCCUCCUGCUUUUCUUUAUUCUCAACAUCUUUUCCGAAACGUCCAGGAAACCGUAGAUAAUGGUGACACUGUGUGAACGUGUGAGCUCAUAGCCAAUUAACAGCAGCGUCGGGACCAGCGGAGAGCGAACAAACAGUCAGAAGAUGGACCUCAGAUUCAGACGGCUGUCGUUUCUCAGCAGGGCAGCUCUUCAUCUCCUGCUGCUGGCCAGACUGGUGCUGCCUUCUCACACAGAGAGCAUGCCCAGCUUCAUCAAGUCCCCUGACGAUCAAACAGGGAUUUCGGGAGGAGUGGCGUCGUUCGUAUGCCAGGCGGUGGGUGAGCCCAAACCUCGGAUCACCUGGAUGAAGAAGGGGAAGAAAGUCAGCUCUCAGCGCUUUGAGGUGAUUGAGUUCGAUGACGGCUCAGGCUCAGUGCUCCGUAUCCAGCCUCUGAGGACCCACCGUGAUGAAGCCAUCUAUGAAUGUACAGCCACCAACAGCGUAGGAGAGAUCAACACCAGCGCCAAACUCACCGUCUUAGAGGAGGACCAGAUACCCCAUGGUUUCCCCACCAUAGACAUGGGGCCCCAGCUGAAGGUUGUGGAGAGAACUCGUACUGCCACAAUGCUGUGUGCAGCCAGCGGAAACCCCGACCCAGAGAUCUACUGGUUCAAAGACUUCCUACCUGUGGACAUCAGCAGCAGCAACGGCCGCAUAAAGCAGCUGCGUUCAGGAGCGCUUCAGAUUGAGAACAGCGAGGAGUCGGACCAGGGCAAGUACGAGUGCGUGGCAGUCAACAGCGCUGGGACUCGCUACUCGGCUCCAGCUAACCUUUAUGUUCGAGUUCGCCGUGUGCCUCCACGUUUCUCCAUCCCCCCCACCAAUCACGAGGUGAUGCCUGGCGGGAGUAUCAACUUGACCUGCGUGGCGGUCGGCGCCCCCAUGCCAUACGUCAAGUGGAUGAGUGGUGAAGUGGAGCUGACCCGCGAGGAUGAGAUGCCUAUUGGCCGCAACGUCCUGGAGCUCACCAACAUCCGCCAAUCUGCCAACUACACCUGUGUGGCCAUAUCCUCCCUGGGCAUGAUCGAGACGACAGCCCAGAUCACUGUCAAAGCUCUUCCAAAGCCGCCCACCUCCCUCAUUGUGACAGAAACCACGGCCACCAGUGUCACCCUCACCUGGGACUCUGGCAACCCAGAACCUGUGUCCUACUAUGUGAUUCAGUACCGUGCCAAACUGUCUGACAACGGUUUCCAGGAGGUAGACGGCGUUGCCACAACCAGAUACAGCAUCGGUGGCCUCAGCCCUUUCUCUGAAUAUGAGUUUCGUGUCAUGGCCGUUAACAAUGUUGGCCGUGGGCCUCCCAGCGGUAUUGUGGACACACGGACAAGCGAGCAGGCACCUUCAUCGCCACCUCUUCAUGUGCAGGCACGUAUGCUGAGCUCCAGCACCAUGCUGAUCCAGUGGGAAACUCCAGAGGAGCCCAAUGGCCAAAUCCGGGGAUAUCGGGUCUACUACAGCUCCGACCCUGAUGCCCCGCUCAACGCCUGGCAGAAACACAACACAGAUGACAGCCAGUUCACCACCAUCUCAGGCCUGACCACAGACAUCACCUACAGCCUGAGGGUGCUGGGCUUCACCUCUGUGGGAGACGGACCUCCUUCUGAUAUUCUACAGAUCAAAACCCAGCAGGGAGUUCCAGCUCAGCCGUCUGAUUUCGAGGCUGAGGCCGAGCUGGACUCACGCAUCAUGCUGUCGUGGCUUUGGCCUGUCCAGGACCCCAUCAUUGGCUUUGAACUGCUCUACUGGGAGGCCAACAAUCCUACAGACAAGCAUCGUGUCACUUUCGACGCAGCGGGCUCAUAUGCAGUUGAUGGUCUAAAGCCAGAUACGCUGUAUAUGUUUUCCCUGGCGGCACGAUCCGUGAUGGGUUUAGGAGUCUUUACUCAGCCUAUUGAAGCCAGGACCGCCCAGUCCUCCCUGUCAGCUCCUCCCCAGGAGGUUCGCUUGCUCAGCCUCAGCUCCACCAGCAUCAAGGUGAGUUGGGUGGCACCGCCCACAGACAGCCGGUCCGGGGACAUAGUGAGCUACUCUCUAGCCUACCAGGCAGUGACAGGAGAGGACCUGAAGCGCCACCAGGUGUCAGGGAUCGGUGUUGAUGUCACCAGCUACAUGUUGGAGGACCUGCACAAGUGGACCGAGUAUUCGGUGUGGGUGAAGGCUUACACUGACAUUGGGCCCGGCCCGGAGAGCGCUGCAGUCCGCAUCAAAACCAAGGAAGAUGUGCCUGGAGCUCCUCCAAGGAAGGUGGAGGCAGAAGCUCUCAACUCCACUGCCCUCAGGGUGACCUGGAAGCCUCCCCUGCCUGUGAAGCAGCACGGCCAGAUCAGAGGCUACCAGCUGGUCUACUCCAGGCAAGAGAACGGGGAGCCUCACGGCCAGCCGCUCAUCAUGGACGUCGCCCUGCCUGACGCCCAGGAGGCCAUUAUAACAGGUCUGAUCCCAGAAACUACCUAUUCAGUGACUGUGGCUGCAUAUACCACCAAGGGUGAUGGAGCUCGCAGCAAAUCCAAGGUGGUCACCACCACAGGCGCAGUGCCUGGAAAACCCACGAUGAUGAUCAGCACCACCAUAGGGAACACUGCCCUGAUCCAGUGGCAGCCCCCUAAAGAGAUGGUGGGGGAGCACGUGGGAUACCAGCUGCAGUACAAGAGAGCAGAGGAGGAGGCUUUUACCGUCAAAGACUUUAGAAAGACAGACGAUCAUUUCACCGUCACUGGCCUCCACAAGGGAGCCACCUACAUCUUCAAACUUUGCGCCAAAAACAGAGCAGGCAACGGGGAGGAAUACAUGAAGGAGAUCAGCACCCCUGAAGACAUCCCCAGCAGCUACCCACAGAAUCUGAGCGUGGUCGGCCUGACUGCAACCUCCACCAAGCUGGCCUGGGACCCUCCUCCUCUGGCUGAGAGAAAUGGCAAGAUAGUCAAGUACGUGGUGGUGUACCGAGAUAUCAACAGCCAUCACAACAACACCAACAUCACCACAGAAACAGAGAUGACUGUCCAGGGUUUGCAGCCUGACACGACCUACGACAUCAGAGUCCAAGCUUUCACCAGCAAGGGUGGAGGCCCUAUCAGCCCCAGCAUCCAGAGCAGGACCAUGUCCACCUCAAUGCCAGUGUUCACCAAGAACUUUGGUGUGAAGGCUGUGAUGAAAACAUCGGUCCUGCUGACCUGGGAAGUGCCAGAAACCUACAAAUCUCAAGUUCCUCUCAAGAUUCUGUACAACCAGCAGAGCGUGGAGGUUCAGGGCAACCUGAAGAGGAAGCUGAUCACACAGCUGCAGCCAGACACUGAUUAUUCCUUCGUGCUGAUGAGUCGAGGGAACAGCGCUGGCGGCCUUCAGCAGCAGGUCUCCAUCCGAACAGCUCCAGACCUGCUGACGAUGAAACCGGCUCGAUACCAAGACGAAGUGGAGGAAGGCGGAAAAGUGACCAUCAGCCUGCCCAAGGUCCCUGCUGGAGCCUCUGUCAGGUGGUACUACAUAGUGGUUGUCCCGGUCACUACAGCUUCUCAGAGAAGAUGGGAGAACCCUGAAGACAUGGACAUACAUGAGCUCCUGGAGGCCGAUGCUGACAGCAGUCUCCAGAGGAAGAAGAGACAGAGCCAGGACUUUCUGCAGCCGUACAUCGCUGCCAAGCUGGAUGCUCUGCCUGAGAUCUUCACUCUGGGUGAUGAAAAGAAAUACAAUGGCUACUACAACAAACCGCUUCCUGGCCAGCAGCAGUAUCGCUGCUUUGUGCUGGCUGACCUGGCAGACCACGAGUCUCAGAGGACAUUUGCAGCCAGUCCGUUCUCCGAGCCCCUCAUGGUGAAGCUCAGCGGGGUGAUCCGACAGCCUCAGGAGGACCCGGAGAUGCUGUGGGUGAUGGGUCCAGUGCUGGCUGUCAUUCUCAUCAUCAUCAUAGUCAUUGCUAUUUUACUCUUCAAGAGAAAACGAACAUCUCCAGCCAAAGAUGAGCACAUGGCGGGGGUGAAAGAUUCCCUGCUGGCCCACUCCUCAGACCCCGUGGAGAUGAGGAGACUCAACUAUCAGACUCAAGGGAUGAGGGAACAUCCUCCCAUUGCUAUUUGUGAUCUGGCUGACCACACCGAGCGACUCAAGGCCAACGACGGUCUGCACUUCUCUCAGGAGUAUGAGUCUAUUGAUCCAGGACAGCAGUUCACCUGGGAGCACUCUAACCUGGAGGUCAACAAGCCAAAGAACCGCUAUGCAAAUGUUAUCGCCUAUGACCACUCUAGAGUUAUUCUCACACCUGUGGACGGAGUUCCAGGUAGCGACUACAUAAAUGCCAACUACAUUGAUGGCUACAGGAAGCAGAAUGCCUACAUCGCCACACAAGGCCCGCUGCCGGAGACACUGAGUGAUUUUUGGAGGAUGGUAUGGGAGCAAAGGACCUGUACCAUCGUCAUGAUGACCCGCCUGGAGGAAAAGUCACGGGUAAAAUGUGACCAGUAUUGGCCCAGUCGAGGCACAGAGACAUAUGGGAUGAUUCAGGUGACCAUGCUGGACACUGUGGAGCUGGCUACGUACAGCGUGAGAACAUUCGCCCUCUAUAAGAAUGGCUCCAGUGAGAAAAGAGAAGUUCGACAGUUCCAGUUUCUGGCCUGGCCUGACCACGGCGUGCCUGAGUAUCCCACCCCAACACUGGCCUUUCUACGCAGAGUCAAGGCCUGUAACCCUCCAGAUGCUGGACCCAUGGUGGUUCACUGCAGCGCCGGUGUGGGUCGGACGGGCUGCUUCAUCGUGAUCGACGCCAUGCUGGAGAGGAUGAAGCACGAGAAGUCGGUGGACAUAUACGGCCAUGUGACGUGUAUGCGAGCUCAGAGGAACUACAUGGUUCAGACGGAGGAUCAGUACAUAUUCAUCCACGAGGCCCUGCUGGAAGCUGCAACGUGUGGCAACACAGAAGUUCCCGCCCGCAACCUGUACGCCCACAUCCAGAAGCUCACCCAGGUCCCUCCUGGAGACACCGUCACAGCCAUGGAACUGGAGUUUAAGAAACUGGCCAACUCUAAAGCACAUACCUCAAGAUUCAUCAGUGCCAACCUGCCGUGUAACAAAUUCAAGAACCGCCUGGUGAACAUCAUGCCUUUCGAGUCCACUCGUGUCUGCCUGCAGCCAAUCAGAGGGGUGGAGGGCUCCGACUACAUCAACGCCAGCUUCAUUGACGGAUACAGGCAGCAGAAAGCGUACAUGGCCACCCAGGGCCCAUUAGCUGAGACCACCGAGGACUUCUGGAGAAUGCUGUGGGAACACAACUCCACCAUCGUAGUCAUGCUCACCAAGCUCCGCGAGAUGGGACGGGAGAAGUGCCAUCAGUACUGGCCUGCCGAGCGCUCUGCACGCUACCAGUACUUUGUUGUGGACCCCAUGGCUGAGUACAACAUGCCUCAGUACAUCCUAAGAGAGUUCAAAGUCACAGACGCCAGGGAUGGUCAGUCGAGGACCAUCAGGCAGUUUCAGUUCACCGACUGGCCUGAGCAAGGAGUGCCAAAAACCGGAGAGGGAUUCAUUGACUUCAUUGGUCAAGUCCAUAAAACUAAAGAGCAGUUUGGACAAGACGGACCAAUCACUGUGCACUGCAGUGCUGGUGUUGGGCGGACUGGUGUCUUCAUCACUCUGAGUAUUGUCCUGGAGAGGAUGAGGUACGAGGGAGUGGUUGACCUCUUCCAGACCGUUAAGACUCUCCGAACUCAGAGGCCUGCCAUGGUGCAGACAGAGGACCAGUACCAACUGUGCUACCGGGCUGCUCUGGAGUACCUGGGAAGCUUUGACCACUAUGCAACAUAACCCCACCCAGAAAGACACCUUCAGCCGAGUUUGGUGUCUCCUCUGAGCCAUAUCCACUCAGCUCCAUCAGUCCCUGCGGCCUGAUGUGGAGGCUACGAGGAGGGCUGAUGAGGACAGCAGGAAUCAGAGGAGAUGAAAGAAAAGUGGAGAGAAAUCCUCCUGGACUGGUGCCAUGAUUCUGCCACAGACCCCCCCACACCAAAACCUCCCAACCCUAACAGACUUGUACUGUAGUCAUGCCUCAUUCUGAUUCCCGCCACUCCCACUUUCAGCCUCCUCUUAACAGCAAAAACAAAUUUUCUGCUCUUUUUCAUUUAUACUCAUCAUGUUGUUCUGCAUAUUUAGAAUUUAUUUUGUGAUCACUUACACUGGUUAUAUAUGUCUUAAUGGGCCUUUUCUUAAUUUGCUUAUCUUUUUAUUAUUAUUUUUAUUAGCACACAGGACAUGUGUUUUCAACAUGCUCCAAGUUAUUAAUCCUGGAGAUCGUAUACUCACAGCUGCUAAUGAUUUUAUUUUGUACCAUAGAUAUGAUAUUCUAAUAUUAUCGUUGGUCUUAUUUAGAGGGAAAUGUGGGUUUUGACUUUCUGUCUUGACAUCCAACAGAACGCUGAUAUUUACCAAACAGAUCCAAUAAGCAGAUACGGUUUGUGAGCUACAUGGCUAUAAAUGUGCAAAGACUAUUCACAUCUGAAUAACUGCUAGCAUGUACAGAGUUUCUCGUCAUUAACUGUUGACUAAUUUUAUGGAGACUUUCAACAAAAGAAAUCCGAAGCUGUUGGAACGAUAUGGGUGUACUCUUAACAUGGACUCAGGUAGACGAAACACAGACGGCCUCUUCGGGAAAUUUUUUUGUGAAAUACAGAUCUCAUGCUCCGUGCGUGAAAGAAGAAAAGACGACACGGAAGAAAUUCAACCUCUCCAGCCCCAGUUCAUGACAAGAUGUUUCUUAACGAGGGCUGCACAGUGGAGUAGUGGUUAGCACUUUUGCCUUGCAGCAAGAAGAUCCCCGGUUCAAAUCCCGGCCUGGGCCUGGGAUCUUUCUGCAUGGAGUUUGCAUGUUCUCCCUGUGCAUGUGUGGGUUUUCUCCGGGCACUCCGCCUUCUUCCCACAGUCCAAAAAUAUGCUGAGGUUAAUUGGUUACUCUAAAUUGCCCGUAGGUGUGAAUGUGAGAGUGAUUGUAUGUCUGUAUAUGCAGCCCUGUGACAGACUGGCGACCUGUCCAGGGUGUCCCCUGCCUUCGCCCGAGUCAGCUGGGAUAGGCUCCGGCACCCCCACAACCCUAGUGAGGAUAAAGUGGUGUAUAGAGAAUGGAUGGAUGGAUGUUUUCUAUUGAGAGCAUCAGUCUUGUACUCAACCUUAACCUUGAGAGAUGAAUCCAGAUUUAUAUGUUGUUAUUCUAACUGUCAGAAAAUCUCAUGAAAAGACCAACACCAAUGAUUUCGGAGGCUCUCACCACCAAACCCACUGGUUUCUACGGAAAAUAAACAUAGUUAAAAUGGUAAAGAUUAGUUUUCAAUUCUAAAAAUUAUUCACAAUUUGAUUUGCGCAUGUUCGUGGGACUGAUUUUUAGUGUUGGACACCGUCACUGCAUCCUGGGCUUAGCACCACCCAGGAUGGCUGUGAUUGGUUUAAAAAAAUAUAAUCAAACCAGAGUGUUUUUUUUACCUGUUAUGGCUGAAUGAUAAGGUGCAGCCACAUCAUUCUACAGCAAUGAUCCAGAGCUAUGAGGAUAUUUGGGCAAGCAGAAUGAUGUAUGUGGAGUUAAAGCAACAUAUACCAGCGUUUUUCCUGCAUUUAAGAAUUGUUGCCAACCUCCAAGGAGGUUUUAGUCAGCGCCAAAGGAAAAUUACCAGCAAAAAUAAUUUUAAUUGAGGAAACAAUUUUGGUAAUUGGGAUUUCAAACAAGAAAUGUUUCUGUGGUCAGAAAUGGUCAGAAAUAAGAAAAUGCACAGAUAGUUAUCUAAUAAGGUAGAUGCAAUGUCAUGUAUAGUCAUUAGUCUUUGUAGAAUGAAGUUGUUCAUGGUUUGAGCCUUCACGUGGGAUUUUUUGACACAGAGAAAAAAAUGUUGAUGUUUUUAAAAAGUUCUCACCUGAAUUUUACAGCAUUAACAGUGUACCACUGAAGGGGCCGAUAUUAGACCAUUUGAAAACUCACAAAAUAUAAAGUCCCAGUUCAACAACGACGGGCCGCACAGACAGAUAUGCUGGAUCCCCAUUUCAGAUAUAUUACAAUUAUUCUAUCACUGUGUUGCAGAUGGACAGACUUGUAACUCAGAGCAACAUCACUGUUCACUGGUGGAUCUCUGGUUUUCACUGGAUGACAGUGAGGUGGGUUUCGGAUGAAGUGGAUUCAUUUCACAUAGUCGUGCUGUAGGGGUCCUAUCUGUUGUACAAAUGAUCUGUUUUCUAUUUGUUAAUAAAAAGCAGAGAAAAUGUCUUGAAAACCUUGAUGUUAAUAAAGUUGAAUAAUUGGG
Messenger RNA from Acanthochromis polyacanthus (spiny chromis), 8803 nucleotides. RefSeq names its product protein tyrosine phosphatase receptor type Fa (gene ptprfa). The record is from RefSeq and is a predicted model, not a curated record. NCBI's taxonomy places the organism in Eukaryota, Metazoa, Chordata, Actinopteri, Pomacentridae. The transcript is spliced from 32 exons. Bases 639 to 6329 code for a protein of 1896 amino acids. Gene Ontology annotation, molecular function: protein tyrosine phosphatase activity; protein binding. Gene Ontology annotation, biological process: protein dephosphorylation.